CAUCUCUCUCCACUUCCCCACAAUUCUAGAAUUUUCUCAUCUCUCUCUCCCCACACACACAAAAAUCUCUCUCUCUCUCUUCGUCCGCACACAAAUCUCUCUCUGUCUCUCUCUCUCUCUCGUGUAUCGUUGAUCAGCGAUGACGGUUUUGAGGUCUAGAGAAGUGAAAUCGGUUGUAGAACCGGUUUCUAAAAGCAAUUCCCCUAAUUCUGAAAACCUAAAACAACCUAGGGUUUCGUCAAUUGAGCCCGAAACGCCUCGUAACAUUGGCGAAACGCAGGCGGCUGAUGCGUCUAACACCGCUACGCAAAUGACGGGUGGAUCUACUGUGUCUGGUACUGUGCGGCGGAGUAGCCGCCUGGCUUUGAAAGCUUGUGGUAGUGGUGCUGAGAGGAGUCAGUCGGUUUCGAGGGUUUCGAGUCGAAAGAAGAGGAGUGUUAAGUUAAGUGGUGGUGGGAGUGGUAAGAGUGAGGGGCGAGUGGAAAUGGAGAAUGCUGUUGUUGAGGAUUCGGUGGAUGGUGAUUUGGUGUCUAAGAAGGGGGAAUUAGGGUUUGAAGGCGAAAGUGGAGUGGCGGUUGGUGAUGGGAUGAUCAGUGAGGUUUCCAAGGGGAAUGGUGAGGGGGAUUUAGGGGGUGAAGUUGGAUGUGAGGAGGCGGUUGUUGAUGGAAUUAUCGGUGAGGUUUCCAAGGGGAAUGGCGAGGGGGAUUUAGUGGGUGAAGUUAAAUGUGGGGAGGGGGUUGUUGAUGGGAUGAUCGGUGAGGUUUCCAAGGGGAAUGAUGAGGGGGAUUUAGGGGGUGAAGUUGAAUGUGGGGAGGCGGUUGUUGAGGGUUCGGGUGGUGAUACGGCGAGCAAUGAGGUGGUAAAGAAGGGGAAUGGGAAAGGGAAGAGGAAGGUAGGGUUUGAGGGUCUGGGAGAGGGUGAGGAAGAUGGAAGGUGUUUGAGGUUGCGGUCGGGGAAGAAGGUUGUGAUGCGUGGUGGAGUGAGGGGUUCUGUUGAUAACGAGGAACUGUUGGAUAGGGUUACUGCAGGAUGUGAUGAUGUGGAGGAGAAAGGUGAAGGUGAUUGUGGAGAGGAGGAAACUGGGGCUCCGGGAGAUUUGCAGUCGAAUUUAAGUGAACGACUAAACAAUGAGAUGAUGAGGAACAGUGAUAAGGGUAAAGGGAGAUUAAGCAGGAAAGAUAAAGGGAAGGGAAAGUUGGUUGAUAUGGUGAUCGAACCCGAGGCCCGUGAAGCUGGAGUUUUAGACAGUGAGAAUGUUUUAGUGAAAGAGGAUGGUUCAUCAUACAGUAUAAAUAAUAUAAGUUCAUCAGAGAGUGAUGAGGAUGAUGUAAUGAAGGAGGGUGGUUCACAGAUUUCAAAGCCUCGUAUAGGAAAUCAUGUACAAGGAAUUGAUGCUAUAGCAGAUAGAUAUCGAGCUAUUGUCGGAAAACGAAACAAGGGUCCUAAAGGUGAAGAAAUUGAUGCUUGGGAUGAAUUGAUUUCAAAAUGUGUUGAUAGCAUGAAGGCAUUAUUAACCAUGAAUGAGAAAGUAAGCCCUACUCAGAAGCAUAAAGGGAUAUUAAAUGAUGAGUUGGUUGGCCCUUCUGGCGUGGGUAGAAGGAGACUGAGCAGACAACAAAAAGGAAAAUGGAUAGCACCUGAGACUGUGGUAAAAUCGGGGACUCGUAAAGUUGCAUUUUCGGAUGGUGGCAAUGCUGAAAUGCAGGAUGGUAUUCCAGAGGUCCAGAGAGCUGAAAGAUCAAAUGGUGACACUGUCCCAGUGCAGGAUGGUACACAGCUACAGGAGAAUGAUGUAGGAGAUCAUGUUGCAAGAACCAGGGAUAGGUUUCGAGCUCAAGCCAGAAGAAGUGCUUCAAAAUUUGCUUAUUUCUCCACUGUGGAGGAAGAACAAAACAAUCUUGCAGGUGCGGCUGAAACAGAAAUGACACAAAGAGAAAUAAAUGUCGAAAUGGAAGACUGGCCUGGUCCGUUCUCAACUGCUAUGAAGAUCAUUCGGGAACGAGGAACGAAUGUGAACUUGCAACAGAAGAAAGGGAAAGAAACUUCACAAGUUAUGUGGGUUCCCAAACAGGAGAAGGAUCGUAAGAGUUCUGAUGUGUCUGUUCCUAUGUUGCUAGAACUAUGCUUGAGAACUCUUACCAAAAAUGCAGAUGCUUUAACAUCUUUGGACUACGUUCCCGAUGUAUUAAGGCAUAAACUUAGCCAUAUGCUUUGUGAUAUGCGAAGAAUGAACAGUCAUUUUCUUGAACUCCUUGUGAGAGGGUCUCCCGCAGAGAUACGCAUAAGAGAUUGCUCUUGGCUAUCAGAAGAAGAUUUUACAAAGAUUUUUGCAGAGGCUGACAUCAAUAACUUAGCGGUGCUUCAACUUGAUCAAUGUGGACGUUGUAUGCCAGAUUAUAUCCUAUAUUCGACAUUAGGCCGAUCACCAAAUUGCCUGCCCUUGUUAACUACUUUAUCGUUGAAGGGUGCAUGCCGUCUUUCAGAUGCUGGGCUGAGCACACUUUUAUCUUCUGCACCUGCUUUGAGAUCUGUAAAUCUCAGUCAGUGCUCUUUGCUCACCGUUGAUGGGAUGAACAGCAUAGCUGAUUCAUUAGGAUCAGCUUUGCGAGAAUUAUACAUAGAUGACUGUGAAAGUAUAGAUCCUAUUUCAAUGUUGCCUGCACUGUCAAAGCUGGAACAUUUGGAAGUGUUAUCUCUUGCUGGGCUCCAUGCUGUUUGUGAUGAUUUUAUUUGUCAAUUAAUUGCUUUGCGCGGACACAAUCUGAAAGAGCUCGUUUUGGCAGACUGCGUGAAUUUGACUGAUCUUUCUCUUAAAAUCAUCUCCAAAAGCUGUACUGGGAUGAGGGCAUUAGAUUUGAGUAACUUAUGCAAGCUGACUGAUAUUGCGCUUGGAUAUCUUGCUAAUGGAUGUCAGCUUAUUAGAACAUUAAAACUCCGUCGCAAUGUCUUCAGUGAUGAAGCUCUUGCUGCUUAUCUGGAAAUUAGUGGAGCGUCGUUAGAGGAAUUGUCGCUCAAUAAUGUCGGCAAGGUAGCCCAAAACACUGCCGUAUCACUCGCCAAAUGCUCAAAGUACUUGCAGCAUUUGGAUAUUUCGUUCUGCCGGAAUUUGUCAGAUGAAGCUGUAGGACUUGUUGCAGAUAGCUGCUUGUCCUUGAAAACAUUGAAAUUGUUUGGGUGCACCCAGAUCACAAAUCUUUUUUUGGAUGGCCACUCAAAUGAGCAGCUACAAGUUGUUGGAUUGCAGUUGACACCCAUAUUAGAAAAUAUCAAGGUACCUGAACUUGUAGGACCAUUACGGUACUCUUCAGUGCCUUCUCAGUAAAUUCCUGUCUUGGAUUGGAAAGCAGAAGUUUAUAUCACAUCUUCAAAACGCUUGUUUGUGCAUUUUGUUCGUUUAUUGACUAAGCCGAAAAUUUCAAGGCUCUUUUUAUUGUAGGGAUUUUUUUCUAUGUUUCAUUUUGUCCAGAGAAUUUGAUAUCAUAAAAACUUUUCAGAGUUCUUUA
Messenger RNA from Daucus carota subsp. sativus, 3503 nucleotides. RefSeq lists its product as uncharacterized. Gene Ontology annotation, cellular component: SCF ubiquitin ligase complex. Lineage: Eukaryota; Viridiplantae; Streptophyta; Magnoliopsida; Apiales; Apiaceae. Bases 140 to 3322 code for a protein of 1060 amino acids. The transcript has 6 exons. Gene Ontology annotation, biological process: SCF-dependent proteasomal ubiquitin-dependent protein catabolic process. The record is from RefSeq and is a predicted model, not a curated record.